Durotheca rogersii is the source of this 1737-nucleotide messenger RNA. RefSeq names its product Clavaminate synthase-like protein. Lineage: Eukaryota; Fungi; Ascomycota; Sordariomycetes; Xylariales; Xylariaceae. Gene Ontology annotation, molecular function: dioxygenase activity. The record is from RefSeq and is a predicted model, not a curated record. The transcript has 5 exons. The coding region runs from base 368 to 1495 and encodes 375 amino acids.
CGCGUGGAUAUACCAUCAACCCCGCACACAUAAUACCGACUCCAAGUUGCGCCAUAGCCCCGGGGUGUCUCGAUUGGUAGAUGUCGGGAGAAUGUAGCCUAUCGGCCCAGUUCGUCCCCGACAGCCUGCUAUCUACGUGGACGGCACAAAGCGCCUAUUCGACCAAAUCCAUCGAGGUGGGAUGAUAAAUUGGGGAUGUGAGGAGAAGAUAGAGAACGGGAGAGAGAAUUGGUUGUGUCAAGCUUCCGUACUCGGAACGCGAGCACUUAUAAGACACGCGUAUAACUCCACAGUCCCGAAUUGGCUGUAAGAGACCUCCACAGGAAUCGCCUGUAUCUGAAGUUCGGAGACAGUAUAACCCAACAACAUGCCGGGGCGCGUUGAUAUCGACCGCUACGAGCACGUGCCCGUAACCAAGGCAGAUCUUGACUGGGCCGACCUCGUCACUCUCGACCUUAGUCUGUACGAUCAGCCGGGCGGCAAGGAAGAGCUCGUGAAACAGCUCGAUCAUGCAGUUCGCAACGUUGGAUUCUUCUACGUCAAGAACUUCAACAUCCCCCAGGAGGAGGUCGACCGGCAGUUCGCGCUGGGACGGGAAUUCUACGCCCUCCCUCUCGAGGAGAAGCUGAAGUUCUACAACCAGAAGGACCUGGAGAGCGGCGAGUACAACGGGUACAGGCCGGCAGGUCACCGGAUCCUCGGCAAUGGCGUCAAGGACAACAUCCAAGUGUAUAACAUACCAAAGUUCGACGGCUUCCACCCGCGCAAGCAGCCUGCCGUUCUCGAGGAGCACAUACAGGAGAUCGAGAGCUUCUCAAGGAAAUGCCACCAGGAGGUCGUCGUCAAGCUGCUGCGGCUCUUCGCCAUCCUGCUGGAGCUGCCAGACGAGGACCAGCUGGUGCGCGACCACCUGUACGACGCCAAGGGCGAGGACCACCUGCGGUACAUGCACUACGCGGCGCGCAGCGCGGAGGAGAACCGCAAGGUGGCGGACCUGUACGGGCCGGGGCACACGGACCUGGGGACGGUGACGCUGCUGUUCCGGCAGCCGGUGGCGGCGCUGCAGGUGCAGAACGCGGCGACGGGGGCGUGGAAGUGGGUGCGGCCGCAGGACGGCACGAUCACGAUCAACACGUGCGACGCGCUGACGGCGCUGACGGGCGGGCUGGUGCGGUCGAGCGUGCACCGCGUGCACGCGCCGCCGCCGGACCAGGCCCACGUCGACCGCCUCGGCGUCCUCUACUUCGCCCGCCCCAACAACCACGUCGUCCUCGACCCCAUCGCCAACAGCCCCCUGCUGCGCCGCCUCGGCCUCACCACCAACGCCUUCACCGACCUCGGCCAGCACCUCACCACCGAGCAGUGGGUCAAGGCCCGCCAGACCCAGCAGCAGCGCCCCCGCGUCUCCGCCCAGAUCUCCGACGACGGCAAGUACACCUACGCGAAGAAGGACCUCGAGAUCCUGCCCGGGCUGCACGCCGUCGUGCACAAUUGAGGCGAGCGCGGUCGAGGAAAAAAAGGGGGAGGCUAGGGACGUUCAGGCCGAAGUGGGUUAAAGAGCCUGGUUACUCACAGCCUCGGUGUGUGUAGAGUUAAGGGGUACUUGGUCAACACGAUAACCCUUCCUUCACACUCCAUCGACGUAGACAUAGCCGCAGAUGUGCACAUUGACCCCUUAGCGAUUUCAAACCGUCUUGUUACGGGCGAUAGGUAGGUAUUCGAUGCCGAACUCGUAAC